AUGGAAAAGUUAUCACCAGAACAACAAAAAGCAGCCCUGGAAUACAAAGAAAAAGGUAAUGAAUGUUUUAAGAAGAAACAAUACCACCCAGCUGUCAGCUUUUAUGAUUUAGCAAUUAAAAGUGAUCCAACGCAGUCUAUAUUCUAUAGUAAUGCUGCAUUUUGCCAUUUAAAACUAGAGGCCUAUCAACUAGCAUUAAAUAAUUGUGAUAAAGCUAUUUCAAUAGAUAAUCGCAAUGUGAAGGCUUAUUAUAGACGUGCUUUAAGUUAUAUUGGUUUGAUGGAAUACUCAAAAGCUAAAAAAGAUUUUAAAAUCGUAUUGAAAUUUAAGCCUAAAGAUGAUGCGGCUCUACGAGGAGUAGCUUUGGUUGAUAGAAUGAUUUUCCAAGCCAAUUUUGAAAAGGCUUUGGGUGCUGAUGACGAUAAUGGUGAUUCAAAUUCUAAUGGUAUGCGCAGAUUAUGUGAAACUGUUUUACUAAGUAGUUUUGAUGGUAAUUCGGAUAUCACUAACUAUAAUGGUCAAGAAUUAGUUCUAGAACAUGUAACACCAGAGAACGGAGGUGAGUACGGAAAUAUUGAAGUCACCAACAUGAGUCAAGAGUUCAUUUCAUUCAUGGUUAAUGAACUUUUUUUGAAGGGCAAAAAAAUACCCAAGAAGUAUGCUGCCGGUAUUAUAUCCCAUGUUGAUUCUAUCGUGAGAAAAGAGCCUACUCUACUAGAAAUAAGCAAUGCAGAUAAUCCCGAAGUGAAAAUCACCGUAGUUGGUGAUACCCAUGGUCAAUUUUAUGAUGUGUUGAAUUUAUUCCAUAAAUUUGGUAAGGUUAAGCAAAAUCACAUCUAUAUUUUCAAUGGAGAUUUUGUUGAUCGUGGUUCAUGGUCCUGUGAGGUUGCUUUGCUAUUAUACUGUUUGAAAAUAUUGUAUCCUGAACAUAUUUAUAUAAUAAGAGGUAACCAUGAAACCGAUAAUAUGAACAAAGUUUAUGGUUUUGAAGAUGAGUGUAAAUUUAAAUAUUCUACCAGGAUUUUCGAAAUGUUUAGCGAAAGUUUUGAAAGUUUGCCUUUAUGCUGUGUUAUUAAUCAAAAUUAUAUUGUCAUGCAUGGUGGGUUAGGCCAUGAUCCUGAGGUUACUCUCGAUGAUAUCAGGAAAAUCAAUAGGUUUAAGCAACCACCAAGAGAGGGCAUAUUCAUGGAAUUGUUAUGGUCAGACCCACGUGCUUUGGACGGUUUGGGUCCAUCCCAACGUGGUCUAGGUUAUGCUUUUGGUCCCGAUAUUACUGCUGCAUUUUUAAAGAAAAACGGUUUACGCAAAGUCUUUAGAUCACAUGAAGUUAGAUCUGGUGGUGUGUCUUACGAGCAUAACAACAAACUAAUUACUAUUUUCAGUGCGCCAAAUUAUUGUGACAGUGAGAAUAACCUCGGUGGUGUUAUUCAUGUUGUGCCAGGUAGAGGUAGCACAGAGCCUGUAAAGUGUGUUUCCGACGAAAAAACCUUUAUGCCUUUUGGAGAAACAACCAGUGGUGUCAUUUGUAAUGAUGAUGCAGAUUUGGCUGUUGAAGUUUUUAAAGCUGUGAAACAUCCAGACUUGAAGCCUAUGGCUUAUUGUAAAAAUGGUGGAUUGGGCUUUUAA
Saccharomycodes ludwigii is the source of this 1626-nucleotide messenger RNA. It is a transcript of the gene PPT1, whose product is annotated as protein serine/threonine phosphatase. NCBI's taxonomy places the organism in Eukaryota, Fungi, Ascomycota, Saccharomycetes, Saccharomycodales, Saccharomycodaceae. The transcript has a single exon. Bases 1 to 1626 code for a protein of 541 amino acids. Gene Ontology annotation, molecular function: protein serine/threonine phosphatase activity; protein binding. Gene Ontology annotation, cellular component: nucleus; cytosol. The record is from RefSeq and is a predicted model, not a curated record.